This is a messenger RNA of Selaginella moellendorffii, 3397 nucleotides long. Its product is annotated as protein RTF2 homolog. Gene Ontology annotation, molecular function: protein binding. The transcript is spliced from 9 exons. Gene Ontology annotation, biological process: mitotic DNA replication termination; site-specific DNA replication termination at RTS1 barrier. Gene Ontology annotation, cellular component: nucleus. The record is from RefSeq and is a predicted model, not a curated record. Lineage: Eukaryota; Viridiplantae; Streptophyta; Lycopodiopsida; Selaginellales; Selaginellaceae. The coding region runs from base 2397 to 3293 and encodes 298 amino acids.
CUUCCACAAUUUUCUUUUCUUUUCAUUCCCUUGUCUUUUUUUCCGGCUGCGCAGUCGCGCAGUGGCAUAAUGCGGGCGAGUGAAGAAGGGUCUCGUCUUAGGCAGGAUCUCUGUCAAGGUGGAGAACAGAAGUAUCUCAACCUAAGUGUACACAACAUCACAGUGGAGUCAGUUCGGCUGUAUUCGCACGCAGUCACCUAUUUCCAUCACUUUAAAGCGCUCAUUCAAGUCCGGCUUAUCUUAUAUCCAGUCCACGGGGUGUUAAGCUUGACAAUGAGGCGUAUCUGCAAGCGAAAUUGAUGCCGCAUGAACACUUAAGGAUUGGGGAACCGUAACAAUGUGGAGGAGGGUGCAACUUGAAUGCCAAUAUGAUGGAUUAAGGGACGGUCCGUGUCUAAGAUAAUGGAGGCAUUCCGAUAUGGGACAUCUUAAGGUGGGCUUUCAUUUCGGAAUUUCAUAAAUAGAAAGGUAGCCGGACCAUGAAACCACACGUGGGCUCUCAAAAGCUUGCAACAAAGGGGCAGCAGUAGCAGCAGCAGCAGCAGCAGAGCUUAUACUUCGAAAAGAGGUCUUCAUGCCUGCUACGGUCAGAUAUGACGCCAAGAGGAAGGACGCUGGUGUGAUCCAUCCAUCCAUCGAAACUACAGUCGAAGAAAAAAAUGCUCAAGUUACUAGACGAUGAGCUUGAGCUGACGCACAAGGUGUUGCAAUUGCAUAAAUGCGCGAAGAAUCACACGUAGACAACUAAACAUUCACCUACCGCUUCCUCUCCCGCUCCCAACAAAAGAUUCGACACGGCCAGUACAACAACAGAGCCUGAAAGGUUCAAAUUCAAAGGUUCGUAGAAAGAGUAAGAUAACAUUUCUUUCUUUUUUUCUAUGCAUGGCAUGGCAUCGCAUCGCAUCGCUUGCCGCAUUGUUUUCUGGGUGGUAUAUAUUUUUGUGGACAAAGAGGAGAGAUUGAUCUCUUCCAAUUGCCAUUGCCAUUGUCAGCCACCGGUCCUUUGUGUUAGGUGACUCGAAUUUACUCCCUGUGCAUUUAUCUUGCGAUUUUUUCAAAUCCCUCACACAUUUAGGUGGUCGGAGUUCUGAUUGCAACGUAGAAAGAAGUUGUUGCAGUCGAGUGAGAGACCCGACCCGACCCGGCUCGGGCGGGAUUUGGAGGAGCAUUAUUGAAGCCAUUAGCGGGCGGAUUACCGGACAUGAUGACUAAACUAACGGCGACGAGAGGUGUGCAUUUAGUGGCGCCUGGAAAUUUGGAGAGAGGCCAUUCAAGGCAAGCACUAAAGGGUCAUCAAACCCAAUAGCCAGGGGCAGCUGGCAAUCAUACUUGUGCCAUCAACUGUGUGCAGCCUCCUCCAGAUAAGUAUCCUCUGUUGAUUUCAAUUCCACCCAUGCAUGCUCAGCUAAUACCUUCGCUGGUAAUUUAGACAACAGGCCGGUUCUUAGCGUGAAAGAUGGGAUCUUUGCCAUGCAACACCAAGGGGCAUGUGUGUUCAGUCUAGUCGGCUCGGAACACUGGAGGGAAUCUAAUAUAUCAUCGCUGGUAGCGGUGGUAAGGUAAGGAUUCAAGGAAGGUGGGCAGUAGUAUAUGUGCCCGUAGAGGCUAGAGAAUCACAGGGGUAGUAGGAUAGUUUUAAGUUUUUCCUCAGGUGAGUUUCGGACGGAGCAGUAGUAUUGAUAUAGAUAGAUAUGCGAUCAUUUCAUAUCAUAUCAUAGAAUUAGUAUAAAAGGAAAGUCAGGCUAGAGACUAGUAUAGUACCUUAAAGGUGAUGACGGUAAUCGUAUUUGGCCGGGCACAGUCUAUAUAAUAGCUCUAACAGGGGGAGGGGGGGACAGGGAGAGAGAAGGGCUUGCGAUAGAUAGAUAGCUCGGUCCAGCCGACUGGCCGGUUACUCAACUCAGUUCUAUCUCAUACUCAGCUGAGCAGCAAGUCGAAGAAGCACAGUCAAGUUGAGCGAGCGGAGUUGAGUGAGGAGAGAUUGGAUCGAAGAAGAAGACGAGACGAGACGAAUGUUUGAAAGAGGGAGGAGGUGCAUCCCAUCAAGCCAGUAAAUGUGGAAGUUAAGAGCCUGGGGCCCCUGUGCGUAGCGUGAAGGAGAUGGCAGCAUUCAAUGCCAAUGGAAGCCUCCUCUUCUUCUACUACCACUUCCAUUGACAGACAGACCUCUUCAUCCAUCAUCCGCCGCUGCUGCGCCGCUAGUAUUGCUUUGCUUCUUCUCCGGGGUAAAGCCGCUUCUUCUUCCAUUCUUUCCUUGCGCUGCUAAAGUUUGCUCGGUAAAUUCCCACUCUUUUUGCAGCAGCCGCCGUCGCCGCCGCCGCUGCUGCUGCUGCUGCUGCUGCUAUAUUGCUAUAGAGUCAGGGGGGAAGGAGCUCGUGAAAUUGCAUUGAGAGGUGAUGGCUGUGGCACUGGAAGUCGGGUGGGGCAGUGGUGAGCUCGGUGGUAUUGCUCGCAUGAGCAAGAAACGAGCUUGGGGCGAUGAUCAUCAGAAGCUGCUGGAGAUGAUGCUGGGGAAGCCCUUUGAUGAAUCCGGCGUUGGAAGGCACCACACUUUGGACCUGCUAGGUGGACGAGCGGCUUCGAAUACUACCAUGACAACGGAUGGUGAAGAACAACAAUCGGAUUUUUUGGAGCUCGGCCAGGAUGUUCCGCUUCCGAAAGGAUGGGAGAAAAGACUCGACUUGAAGUCUGGAACGGUCUUUUUCAUCAAUUGGAACACUGGCAAGACCACCUGCAAUGAUCCUCGCGAAGGCCACUCUUGCUCACCCGCAGAGCCACCGUUUGGAUCGCCUCCAGCAGCCUCCUGUCACAUGUCCCUGGAGCUACUGCAAUCCGAACUUGGAAAGCAGGCGGCGGCGGUCAAGAGAAAGAAUGGUGGCGAAGCCACACAGCUGUGGAGGAGGAAAAAGCAAGGCGACGACGGCGACGACGCUGCUGCUAAUGCGGAUCAUCCAAACCCGAUUUACAAGGAGGACAGGGAGAACGAGAGCGAGAGUGGUGGUCUCGACCUCAAGCUCAAUCUGUCGAGCAACCAGGAGGAGGAUGCCAGCAGCGUCGUCACCACCACCUCUUCCGAGUGCCUCUGCCUGCUCCCGCCCGCCGCAUCGUCUCCCCGGUCGUCUCCAUCGCCUCCGCCAAGCCAACCGGCCAAGGUCACCCUCACUGGUUGCAAGCGGUGCCUCAUGUACGUGAUGAUCUCGCAGUUGGAUCCCAGGUGUCCCAAGUGUGGGAGCUCCGUGAUCAUGGACUUCCCGGUGCCAAAGAAGCAGCGAAAGUUUGAUCUGGAGCUAUGAGCAGAGGAGCACAGCUUUGUUAGGAGGAGACGUGACCAACCAAAAGGAUUCUCGAGAGACAGGCACACUUUUUAAGCAAUCAAGAGCAAGAGACGAUGAUGUAA